Molecule: messenger RNA, 1572 nt
Organism: Trichoplusia ni (cabbage looper)
Lineage: Eukaryota; Metazoa; Arthropoda; Insecta; Lepidoptera; Noctuidae
Product: RAB6A-GEF complex partner protein 2-like
Exons: 6
Coding region: 394-1551 (385 amino acids)
Biological process (GO): retrograde transport, endosome to Golgi
Cellular component (GO): Ric1-Rgp1 guanyl-nucleotide exchange factor complex; Golgi membrane
Source: RefSeq, a predicted model, not a curated record
GCCAGGAAUUAGAAUCAGUUUCGAAACGGAACUCUUUAAGUCACGAACGUGUUCCAGGUCAGAAACAAAGUGCAAACCAAAAUUUAAACAUACUCAGAACAACAACAAGCCUUAGAAAGAAGUAGCACGAUUCGUUCGUAGAAAGUCAAAACGAGACACACAUACUUUUGUGUUCAAAGUCAUCUCUCAAAAAUGUAAUUCUGAAUUGUGUCUGGUCUCACAUCAUCAAUAUUUAGCAGAGCAUUAAAUUGUGUGAUUACAUUACUGCUUUACACAAAACUAUAUUAAAAAUACAUUUAUUUAAAGCUUAAGUCUUAGUGUUAUAGAAACUUUCUUCAAAUGAUCAUAAAUAAAUUAAUUAUUAUCGAAUAGGCUGUGAUAUAAAUCUUGAAAAUGAUUGAGCUAUCAGCAAAGUUAACAACUGGCACAGUUUACUUAGCUGGAGAGGCUUUAGAAUGCUGCAUAUCGUUUUGUUAUACUGCACAACCAGAACACAGGAACUCACAAAGUCACUGUGAUGCCUUAGAAAACUUAGCAUGGGCCUCAGCACAGAUCCAUUGUUUCUACUCCACAUCAAAGAACACUGGUGAUAAGACUCCAACAAUUGGGAAGACAACCUCUUUAGAAGUGACCUCCUGUGAUAUUGGAGAUGUUGUGUUUCAUACUAAACCUAAAAUACUCUUCUGUGAUUUGACUAUUCCUUUAGGGGAGACUAAAACAUUCUGGUAUAGAGAAUCAUUACCAAUAGAAGCACCACCAUCAUACAGGGGUACAUCGGUCAAAUACUCCUAUAAAAUCACGAUAGCCACCCAGAAAGUUGGCUCCCACAUCAAAAUGGUCAGGAUUCCAUUCCGAGUGCUACCCAUCAGUCCAAUCAUGAAUGUUCAGGAUUUAGCAGCUUUAUGCGGCAAUGAGACUACAGAAGAACUUCAGCCAACUAACCCAUUUUCUGAAGAAAGGAAGGUUGAAACACCUUUGACAAUGGCAUUACAGGUUUUACAGAAUCUCACGGCUAGAAGAAGUCCCAAUUCAUACAUGAUAACGAACACUAGAGGGAAGGUGGGCCGCUUCUGCCUGUUCAAGUCGGCGUACAAGUUGGGCGAAGACAUCGUCGGCACGUUUGACUUCUCUGUCGGCACUGUUACUUGUAUGCAGGUGUCAGUAUCACUACAACCCGAGGAAGUAAUAAAAUCCAAGUCUCCAGCUAAGAACGUUAACAAGGAUACGAGCAGUAGAUCCAUGACGGUAGCGAGAUACCAUGAGGUGACGCUAGGACUGACGCAGUCACAGCUGAUCCUGCCGAUACCUCUGCAUAUCACACCGGCUUUUGAAGUUGAUGAUGUAUCACUAAGUUGGCGUCUACACUUCGAAUUUGUGACUACAAAUGAGAAACUGCUACCAAAUCCAGAGGAUAAGGAUUGGACGGCGCCUCUUAACGUGCCUAUAGAGACCAUGGUGUGGAACUUACCUGUCAAGAUAUACUCAACACUGCCCAAGCAGAUCACACAGCAUUCUAUUGUAAAUGAUGCUUAUACCAUGUAUAUAAAAUGAUAAUUUAUGUAAAGAUGAGGG